This is a messenger RNA of Gaeumannomyces tritici R3-111a-1, 3929 nucleotides long. RefSeq lists its product as hypothetical. NCBI's taxonomy places the organism in Eukaryota, Fungi, Ascomycota, Sordariomycetes, Magnaporthales, Magnaporthaceae. Bases 243 to 3659 code for a protein of 1138 amino acids. Gene Ontology annotation, cellular component: cytoplasm. The transcript has 2 exons. Gene Ontology annotation, biological process: chromatin remodeling. The record is from RefSeq and is a predicted model, not a curated record.
CGGGAGCGUGCUGGAAAUAGGGCACAUGGCGUGCACGUUGCCGAGACUCGGGCAUUUGAUCGAUUAAAUAAUACCGAGGCGGCGACAAUUUGCGAUCAAAUGUAAACCACAUAACUUACCGCACAUCUCUUCUUGCCUUGAAUUUGCGUUCAUCAUCCCACCACUGCAACCCUCCUUUAUCACACACUAGCACGGAUCAUGUGGUAAAUUGAGCUCUGGAGGGUAGCUUUGAUCUCUUCAUCAUGGAGCCAUCAGCCCUCUUCCGCAAUGCCUCGACCUCAAGAAACGAGCUGUUUGCCAAGCUCAAACCAUGCUGUGUUGCAAUCAGCAAAGUGGUCUUGCGCCCGCCUGACCAGCUAGUUGCCGCUGGUAGCUCUGCUCAUUUGCUGCAGCUGACAGAUCAGCUUUGCGGCAUCCUGUCGGACCAGAUCAAGCACAAUGCUGCGGCCUUGGACCCCAAGAUGGCGGAAUAUGUCUUCUUCCCUCUUUCCUACAUAUUCAAGGAGAAGGACAAGUACGCGGCCCGUGUCCUCGAAAACUGCAUCCGGUGCCUUGGAAUGCUUGUCCAGCACGGCUGGCGCUCUGCCGUUUCCACCGAGAUGGCCCAGCAGCUCCUCAUGCUUCUCACAUUCUUGAUCGCCGGCGUUCCCGGCAAGGAUAAAGGUCCUCCGCCGCCUGAGGAGACCGCCUUGGAGAGCUACAGGACGCUCGCCAUCCUGAUUAGGACCGCUUGCCUGUCCCCUUUAGUCUCCGAGUCCCUGGUUGAUGCCGCCGGGCCCCCAAGCCUCGCCCAUGCUGUGACAGUAAUCCUGGAGGGCGUCACAGACGGGACAACAGUCGAUAUCCAACUCGCCGCUCUGGACGCACUCGGGGCUCUUUUCAUCACUAUGAAGGACCGGGCUGCCCUUGCCUCGUUCCUCCCUGGGACGGUGUCUGCCCUCUCCAAACUCCUGUCGCCGCCCUCAUCGAUGAAGACCCAGCGCCGCAUUCUGAUCCGUGGGCUCGAUGUAUUGAGAGGAGUCCUCACGAAACUCCUGGGUGACAUUCACAACAGAGACGCUUUGAGACAACUCGAGGGCUUGAGAAGCGCUAAGGCCAAGGAGGAAGAUGCUCAGGUGAAGGAAGAGCCACCAAGACUGCUAAGUGCCUCCUGGCUGAAGGCCUCGGUCUCUCAAAUCAAAGUAGCACUUGCCUUGGUGUUAAAACUACGCUCCCACGGGGCUGAAGAUGUGAGGGGCGCGAUCGAGAAGUUAUGUCUUUCUCUACUGGACGAGUGCCAUACCUCACUGGCUGACUGCGCCGUGUUCCUUGUCGAGAGCGCCAUCAUAACCUGGAAGGACGACCCUGAGCCUCAGGGUCCAAGGUUCGACAGGCUUCAGCUUGAUCUCUCAGGGGUCUCUCAAAACUCGGUGCUCCCGGCCACGCUGGAGAUCAACACGACGCUGCAAGACCUUGCCAUGAUAUACCCCGAGCUUCAGGACACCACCAAGGCUGUUGUCUACAACUGGGUUACUAGCUUGCCAAGAGUGAUGCAGGCGAGUGAAGAGUCUUUGAAGCAGCAAUCCAUCCGAUCCCUAUCCAAGGGUUACCGACUAGCCAAGGCCAUGCAGAUCGAUUCCUCAACGCUGCACGCCGGAUUGUCAUCAGCUUUGAGGGAUAGUGUUGUUGCGCUUACUGCAGCUCCAAGCCAAAAGGACUCGAUGAGUGAAGUCGACACGGCGGAGGACGAUACCACAGGUCUCAUGGCUCUGGCAAAGCAGGACACACAGGCUCCAACAUUCAAGCCGGCAAUUCUAUCUCACGGCAGCCAAAAGACGACGCGCGAGGCGCUGCUCGAGCUGGUCGCUAACAUUGGACCUCCAUCGCAGCAGGCGCAACUGGCGUCUGGUAUGCUUGAUUGCGCCCGAGAUUCAGAGGGGAUUGACCAGAUUGCACAAUACUGGCUUUCUUUUGAGCUUUCCAAGGCCGCCCUAUCCAACUGCUCCGAGCUCGACGCAUUCAUUGACUUUUCCGCGGCCGACACGGCGGAUGGGCCGGAAGAGAUCUUUAACGAGCUUUACUCCUUCUCCGUCUCGGUCUUGGUUUCUCAUUCCGACAGCAACGAGGUUGACUGGAGGUUGGAAGCCACUGCCCUAGAGGUGACUUCGUUUGCUGCAUCUCGGUCGGGCGAGUCUUUCCGCCCCGAGUUGAUUGACGUCCUGUACCCGACGGCAACGUUCCUCGGAUCUCAGGUGCCGCAACUGCGAGCCCGAGCGGUCGCAACGCUGAAUGGCCUGGCCUCGUCGUGCGGCUACCAGAGCGUGUCAGAGCUCAUCAUCGACAACGCUGACUACAUGGUUAACUCGGUGUCUCUGAGACUCAACACGUUCGACAUCACACCCGCGUCGACUCAGGUCUUGAGGAUGAUGAUUCAGCUGACAGGACCAAGGCUCAUUCCCUUCCUUGACGAUGUGGUUGCCUCCAUAUUUGCGGCUCUCGACAACUACCAUGGCUACCCUGCCUUUGUUGAGCGACUUUUUUCCGUUCUCUCAGAGGUUGUCAAUCAAGGUGUCAAGUCGGACGUUUUGCUAUUGGAGUCAAACAAGGCCGGAACGGUUGACCACAGGAAGAGGUCGCGGCAGACCAUUACUGUGAACGAAAUCGAAUCGGACAUUCUCGAGAGGCGAGAACAAAAGCGCAGGCGCAGGCUGGAGGAAGAGAACGAUGAUGUGGAAGAAAUCGCGACGGGACACCCAAAGGAGCCCUGGAAAUCAGAGGCGGCAGAGCUGCUCAAAAAGAAACAGGAGGAACUAGACGGCACUGGAGCAGAUGGUGAAUCAGACAGCGGGCAAGAGGUCGAGAAGGCCAAGCCACCCCCGACGCCAACCUACGCGCUGCUCACAAAGGUGGCGAACCUUACCCAGCAUUACCUAACGUCUCCGUCGCCAACACUGCGCAAGUCUCUUCUGGACCUGCUCACUACUGCAUCUACAGCAAUGGCGGCGGACGAAGACUCGUUCUUGCCACUCGUCAACUCGCUCUGGCCCGUUCUCAUUACGCGGCUGCGCGAUGCAGAGCCGUAUGUCGUUGCGGCGGCAUGUAGGGCGAUAGCGGCGGUCGCGGGGGGCGCCGGCGAUUUCCUCGCCUCCAGAGUCAAAACAGAGUGGUGGGGAAACCUGGGGCCGUGGUGCCGGAGGGCUAAAGCCGAGGCCCAGGCUUCAGCCAGGGGUACAGGCCGCAGCGGUGGUAAAAGCCACGGGGCAAGCAAAGCAGGCGUCAGCUACCUCAACCUGGCCACCACGACCGACAUUGUGCUCCCCCACCACCGCUCGGGCAGCAGCAGCGCCAUCGAGAGCAGGAAGCCUGCCGUGUCGGGCGGGCUGGGUAGAUUCGCGCAGGCGGCGCUGGUGUGGGAGGCGGCGGUGGAGCUGCUCGCGGCUCUGGCGCUGCACGUAAGGCUGGAAGAUGACGUGUUCGACCAGCUCCUCGAGCUCCUGGGCGACGAGCUGGAGAAGAAGGGUCAGGUUCGCGAGGCGCUCGAGGCCGUCAACGCUGACGCGGUGUGGCUGGCGCUGUACGAGCGCGGAGCGGCAGUGCCAGAGUUCAGCUUGCCCGCCAUGGACGGUGUCGCUUUUGCCCGGGUGGAUCCCGUCCUGCAAGCUGUCGGGAGCAAAGCCUAGCAAUGGAUAUAGGCUGGGUUGGUACAGUACCCCUUUUCCCUUUUGCGAUACCGAAGCUGAAGCACCAAAAGAACGGGCGCCUUGGAGAUUUACACUCGGCACUUUGACCAUGCACUCUUGUACACUUCUCUGCGGGGGCCGGCCGAGGUAGUGAACGAAGAAAUGGCGAGAUAAAAAAGACAGAAUGGGUACAUGGCUGCGUGUGGUUGGACAAGUUGGUGACCUAUCCUGGUUCUAGAGGAACGAAUCGAUAUUUCUGAUAAGCUAUGG